Molecule: messenger RNA, 553 nt
Organism: Drosophila subobscura
Lineage: Eukaryota; Metazoa; Arthropoda; Insecta; Diptera; Drosophilidae
Exons: 2
Coding region: 68-553 (161 amino acids)
Source: RefSeq, a predicted model, not a curated record
UUUCAGUCGUGCGUCAAGCAUACAACUGGAUAGAGUAGAAAAAAAUUAAGGAACGAUUUCCACAACGAUGCCUUACAAACGCCGUGCCGCAACGCCCAAUGGCAGUCAGGAGGCACUCGAUGGUGUGCCCAGAGCUCGAAGACAUCACAUUUAUGGCAAAAAUAGAUUGUUUCCUCUGAACAAGCGAUCCAAGGCGGAGCAGCAUGGCUUGGCAACGAUUCGCCAGCAGUUAAAUACUGAUUUCCAAGAUGAAGUGGAGGCGACGGCACUGUCCAUGGUGGCAGUGGAGAAUCGUUUGGACAAUUCGGAGCCACAGCUGCGCAUUGAGAGCCCUCCAGCUCAUUGGAUGCAGAAAUAUCGGAAAUACUUUCUGAUUUUAGUGCUGCUCUUACUACUGCCUAUUGCCAUAGUUUUUGGCUACACCUUCUACCUGCGUUUCUUCUACGAGGACACGCCGGAGAAACGCUUCGAGAAUAAGAUGGAGAGCGCAGACAUGCCACUGAAGCUACUCUUCCGCGUGCUGAGAUGGGUCGCGGGAAAGGAGAUCUUUUAA